Molecule: messenger RNA, 2278 nt
Organism: Carassius gibelio (silver crucian carp)
Lineage: Eukaryota; Metazoa; Chordata; Actinopteri; Cypriniformes; Cyprinidae
Exons: 2
Coding region: 341-1975 (544 amino acids)
Source: RefSeq, a predicted model, not a curated record
CAGAAACAAUCUCGGCAGUGCGAUCCCAAUUCUGCGAUCAGUCAUCCUUGCACCUCAGCUGUCAAAUACACACAGAAAUGUCCAUCGUGGGGAGUAUCCCGCAUAAAUACAGUCAAUAGGCUCUAUGCAGCGGGAAUCGUGACGUGUUUCCAACUACACUCUCUACUGGGCUAACAGUUUCCGGUCCCUCUUUACAUCUGACGCUAAACCUCGCGAGAUCGUUGGGUAUGGCGCGAAACUUAAAAGCGACAAACAUUUCCCUCAACAUUUCUGGUUGUUAGUAUAUAUCGUUUUUGACAUCUUAACCAUGGAGAAAAAGGUUUUCUGAUACCAAAAGCUAAUGCGACCUAGAUCGGAACAUUGUUGUGUGCCGUUGUGCGUUGUGUCGGCAAGAUACAACUCUACGGUUAGUUUCCAUUCAUUUCCAGUGGAAGAGGAUCUCAGAAAAAAGUGGCUCGUUCAGAUCAGGAGAGAUGACUUCCAAGUCAACAAAAACACAAAGGUGUGUAGCGUUCAUUUCAGAUCUGAUGACUUUAUGGAAGGGGCUCGUCUGAAACGUCUGAAAAAAGGUGUUUUCCCUACACUGUUUGAGUGGAACCACUACCAGGAGCAGCCGCAGAGGUUGAGUGUUUGGGAACGUCGAGAGAGACCGCUGACCCCUGAUCCUGACUCGGACGCAGAACAGGAAGAUAUGGACUUCGAUGUGGAGAGCACUGGACAUGAUUAUUGUUCAGUUCCCGAAGCUGCAGCCGUGGACAUGGUUCUACAUGAAAACGAGGAGUUAAAAAGAGAGAUAGAAGAUGUACGGAAGCAGUUGGAGCAAACAAAGAUGAUGCACCGCUUUGGUCUCAGUAGAUUUGCUGGGUCCGAUGAGGACAUUCGCUUUUAUACAAGAUUUGCAACAUACAACCACCUGAUGGCCUUCUGGGAACUGAUUGAACCGGCAACUCACAGGAUGAUUCGUGUCACCAACUCCAAAGUCUUCAAGGAGCCUGGAAACACUCGGGCACUCCAAAGUCUUCAAGGAGCCUGGAAACACUCGGGCACUCCAAAGUCUUCAAGGAGCCUGGAAACACUCGGGCACUCCAAAGUCUUCAAGGAGCCUGGAAACACUCGGGCACUCCAAAGUCUUCAAGGAGCCUGGAAACACUCGGGCACUCCAAAGUCUUCAAGGAGCCUGGAAACACUCGGGCACUCCAAAGUCUUCAAGGAGCCUGGAAACACUCGGGCACUUCCUGCAAUAGAUGAGUUCUUCCUGUUCUUGAUGCAUCUUGCUUUGGGCCUCAAGCAAAAGGACCUUGGUCAUCGGUUUCAAGUACAUCAGACCACUGUAAGCCGCAUCAUAACAACCUGGGCCAACUUCCUGUACUUUGUCCUGGGGUCAGUGUGCAUUUGGAUGCCAAAAGAGAAAGUACGAGCCCAUCUGCCAGAAGAAUUCCAUCAAUUUCGAGACACACAGGUUAUCCUGGAUUGCACAGAGAUCCGCUGCCAAACACCUUCCUCUUUGCUACUACAAAGUGAGGUCUUUUCAAAUUACAAGUCUCACUGCACCUUCAAAGCUUUAGUAGGAAUGGCACCUCAUGGUGCAAUAACAUUUGUUUCUGCACUGUAUGCAGGGUCUAUUAGUGACCGGGAGCUGUUCAAACAGUCAGGGAUCAUUAACCUUCUUACCCCUGACAUGGCCAUCAUGGUGGAUAAGGGCUUCUUAAUUGAUAGCCUGGUGCCAUGUAAAAUCCACCGGCCUGUUUUCCUGACCAAUGGAAAACAAAUGUCAGCUGAUGAAGUGACACACACUCAGUCUGUGGCUAGGCUCAGGGUACAUGUUGAACGUCUUAUCCGUCGUGUUAAAGAGCAUAAGUUGUUUGACACAAUCAUUCCCUUGUCAAUUUCUGGUAGCAUAAACCAACUGUUCACAGUGGCAUGUUUGCUUGUGAACUACCAAUGUGGACCACUUGUCAAGGCAUGGAGCCACUGAGUCUAAAAACUUAGAUGUGCUAGGGUUUGUAUAAAUAUUGUACAUAUUCUUUUGUUAAUACUAUGGAUUUCACACUCUGUUCUGUAUUAAUACCUCUGAUCAACAGACAAAACUCAGACAGUUUCCUUAUACAUAUUUUAUUAUAAUAACACAAAAAAACUAUAAGAACCUAAAGAUAUAGUAUAUACAUGUGUAAUGUAAUAUAAUAGAUAGGUAUAUAUUGUAUAUAAUGUAUACAUAUAAUAAAUAUAAUGCUGUAUAAAGAUAAUGUGUAUAUGUACUGUAAUAAAAUAGGUGUGUAUA